Molecule: messenger RNA, 1665 nt
Organism: Trypanosoma rangeli
Lineage: Eukaryota; Euglenozoa; Kinetoplastea; Trypanosomatida; Trypanosomatidae
Exons: 1
Coding region: 1-1665 (554 amino acids)
Source: RefSeq, a predicted model, not a curated record
AUGUGGGAGAGCAACAGUCACAAGCGAACUAUUGGCGCCGCACUGGGGAUUGUGCUGGGCUGCUGCAUCUUGUCGUACAUAUCGGUGCGUUACAGGCGCCGAAUGCAAGUAGCCCGCCUCAUGGAACUUCGUUUGAGGUCCAAGACGGGGACGCACAGAGGCAUUGAUAAAAUAUUACCCUUAUCAUUGUUAUUCUUGGAAAAGGGAUGUGCAAAAUCAUUGAAAUUGCGGAUAGAAGGCGCACCCACGUCCCGGCCUAUUCCAAUAUCCCAACAAAGUGGCCGGAAGGGGGUCAGUAACAGCACCUCUCCAGAAAAAACGUUAGUCCGCUUUGGCUUUGAUUUAAACGUGUCGGUAGGUUAUCUCGCCAUGAAUGUGGCAGGGUCUUUCACUCGGGAGGCUGCCACGUACCGAUUUCCUAUUGAAUUAAAGCGCUAUGUUCACGUGGACGGGUGUAGCAUUACCAUUGUUGCCGAGGAUUUGGGCAACGUGGAGGGUAACAUGGCCACAGAAGCCUACAAAGCGAAAUGCAUCGCGCGGGUUCAGGAGGAGGCGGCGCAGCAGCAGACGUACUUUAAAAUACAGUACGAUACCUCUGCAAGCAAGAUUGUGACGACGAUCAUGGAGCGAUAUGUCUGUUUCUACCUUGGGCCUGCCCCUGUGGUUGUUACAACCUUCUUUCUCGUACAUAAUCAUGUAGCGUACAUUAUUCAGCUUCAGUCCCACUUGGACAACUACAGAGCCCGUCUCACUGAAUUUUUUAUUACUGUACAGAGUGCACGCUUGGAGAAAGCCCCCCGAGUGGUUCCAGGGAGGGUCUGCCAUACCCUACGUUCAGGUAUUGGGGAGGAGGUAUACCGCGUCUGUCUCUCACCGCAGUUUAUUGUAACGAGCACCAACGUCAACGAUGCUCUUGUGCUUAGUUAUCGACAUGCAAAUGAGUGGUCAGGCGAGGUGCUCACGUGGGAUCCACAGAAGAAAAAGACUAGUGGAAACAAAUUUAAUCAGAGCACCGAUGCUAGUUGCGAUGGCGGCGAUGUGAUUACCCUCAUCCCUGGCAAGCUCUAUCUUGCUUCGCGCUGGAACUCACGUGCGAAAUUAGGUGCCACUGUCAUAAAUGAAGUUAAGAAUCUGCUUGAGGCGGUGAGUGUUUCGUCGGGAGAGGUUACUGGCAAACAUCUUCCACCCAGUUUGUAUGUCUCCGAGGCUUUGGAAAUGCAGUUGCCUUCUAUUCAACGUUUUACCACCAACGUUUGCAUCCACACCGUCGACCCCUUUAUCAGCAUGUUUGUGCGAACCAAAGACGCAGGUAUGUUUGAGUUUGAGGUUGGUGCCUUUGGUGAGCGGGAGCUCGGGGAGCUUGAGCGGACCGGAUUGAAGGGGCUAGGAAAAUUAAUUUUUUCACGGCGGGAGGAAACCGCCUCAGGGAAAAGUAAAGUGGUAUUUGUGGUUAAGACUGAGAAAAAAACGAUGCUUCGUCUUGAUGCUGUGCAUUGCCCAGGUGAUGAUCUUUGGUAUGCGUUGAAAUGUUUGUACGUUGACGAGAACGAGGUGCCGGAGGAGUUGCUGCAGUACAUGGAGGCAGCGCUCGAUACACUCUUGUUCAUUGAUCCCGCAUAUAUAUCUCAUCCCCCAUGUUUGAGCGCUAACUGUGAAGGGCAUUAG